Molecule: messenger RNA, 615 nt
Organism: Cricetulus griseus (Chinese hamster)
Lineage: Eukaryota; Metazoa; Chordata; Mammalia; Rodentia; Cricetidae
Source: RefSeq, a predicted model, not a curated record
AUGGACAAUUUCCUGCUGGCUGUGAUGGCCUAUGAUCGGUAUGUGGCCAUAUGCCACCCUUUACACUAUGCAACCAAGAUGACCCAUCAGCUCUGUGUCUUGCUGGUGGUCGGGUCAUGGGUGGUAGCCAGCCUGAAUGCUCUGUUGCACACCCUGCUCAUGGCUGGACUCUCAUUCUGUGCAGACAACAUCAUUCCCCACUUCUUCUGUGACAUCAUACCCCUCCUGAAACUCUCCUGCUCUGACACACACCUCAAUGAGCUAAUGAUUCUUACAGAGGGAGUUUUGAUCAUGGUCACCCCAUUUGUCUGCAUCCUGAUCUCCUACAUCCACAUCACCUCUGCUGUUCUGAGAGUCUCGUCCACAAGUGGAAGGUGGAAGGCCUUCUCCACCUGCAGCUCCCACCUGGCUGUGGUCUGCCUCUUCUAUGGAACCAUCAUAUCCCUGUAUUUCAACCCCUCCUCCUCUCACUCAGCUGGGAGUGACAUGGCAGCUGCCAUGAUGUACACAGUGGUGACCCCCAUGCUGAACCCUUUCAUCUACAGCCUGAGGAACAGGGACCUGAAAGGGGCUUUAAGGAAAGUGCUUACCAUGAAAUAUUUAUCUACUCAAUAA